ACAGAAUGGAGUUUCCUGGAAGAGGGUCUGUCUGACCAGCUGUUCCUGCUCAGGGUUCCACCCCACACUGGUGCAAAUUCCGCUUGCACUGGGCUGGCUGGCUGAAGUCUGUCACCUGACGUUCCUCUGCUUCAUUGCAACACAUGGCAGAACCAGUGCCUCUCUAAUCUGAGCCGCCUCCACCCCUGACGUCAUCCAGGUGCACUGACCUGGUUCUCUCUUCUGACACCUGAGUUUCGCUUCCUAGUCAGCUGAUGUCCCCGCCCAGCCCAGGCUAAGCCCUGGCCCUUGUUAUAAAGUCGAAGGCAGGCUGGGAGCGCGCAAACCAAGAGCAGAAUUCUUGCCAGAGGCAGCCGACAGAAAGAAGCAGCAAACAUGGCGACGUUGUACCCAUCUCUUGAGGACAUGAAAGUGGACCACGUUCUGAAGGCCCAGGCAGAUGUAGCUCCCAAGGCGCCAGCCUCCAUCCCUGCUCCGCUCCCUGCCCUCGUUGUGCCAUCAGCUCCUCCAGCUUCUCCCGCAGAGAAGGCCGAGCCGCCCAAGCCAGCAGCCCUGCCAGUUUUGUACCCGAACCUCACGGACUUAAAUGAUUACAUGGGCCUCUCCCUCUCCAGUGAGGAGGUCCAAAAGAAUCUGGGACUUGCCCCGGCAGGUGGAAACGCUGUGACCUCAGCGCCCACCGCAUCGGGCUUGGUGGUUGCCCCCGUGACGGGAAGCGACCUGGGGAUUCGUCGGGCGGAGAUCAAGCCCGGCUUGCGGGAGGUUCACCUCUGCAAGGACGAGCGCAGGAAGACGGGACUGAAGCUGAGGAACAUUGAUAAGGGGUUGUUUGUGCAGCUGGUCAAGGCCAACUCCCCGGCUUCUCUGGUGGGCCUGCGCUUUGGAGAUCAAAUCUUGCAGAUCGACGGGAAGGAUUGCGCAGGCUGGAACACGGACAAGGCUAAGCGGGCGCUGAAGAAGGCCUCUCCGGAGAAAAUCGUCAUGGUGGUCCGGGACAGGCCUUUCCAGCGCACGGUGACGAUGCACAAGGACAGCAUGGGCCACGUGGGCUUCAUUGUCAAGAAAGGGCAAGUCAACUCGCUGGCCAAAGGCAGCUCUGCGGCUCGGAACGGGCUCCUCAUCAACCAUUACAUCUGUGAAGUGAACGGGCAGAAUGUCAUUGGCCUGAGGGACAAGGAGAUCACAGAGGUCCUCACCAACGCCGGCAACAUCAUCACUCUGACCAUUGUCCCUGCCGUGAUCUACGAACACAUGGUCAAAAAGCUUUCGAGUGGGCUGGCGAAAUCUUCCAUGGACCGUUCAGUUCCUGAUGUUUAAAAUUGCUCAAGACUUUCCACCGCCUCUCUCUUCCGGGAUGAAAUACACCACAGAUGACUCCUCCAGAACCCUUUCCGUCUCGUUGGAGAAUACUCAGAGGAGUAGAAAGAUCAAUCAAUUCCUUGAAGCUUUCAGCUAUUCUUUAAGGACUGUGAGGUCUCCAGAGAUUUGAUGGGGACAUAGUUGAGUUUAUUGCAUUCCUGGGUGAUUCUUAUCUCCAUGAGGAAGUGAAGCAGCCGAUUCUCCGAUCAUCAUAGCUUAAAUGUAAACCAAAGAAACUCAACCUGCCCUUCUGCUGCCUAUUCAGGUAACCAAAUCAGACCUGGGUGCCUCCUAUUAAUACUAGAACCACUGUGGUCCAGCAAUGUGUUCCAAAUUUACAAAGCAAACAGCCUGACUCUCUUAGGGAAACUCUAGCCUGUGUUAAGUGAUGCCAACGGUGCGCUCUUGUUUAAGCACAUUGGACAUGAUUGCAGGGCCACCUCGAUCGGUGCCAGAAUGAAAGAGUGCCUGCUUUGAAUGCCAUGUCAGAAAGAGAGCAGGGAUAUAAAUGCACUAAAGUCAUUCCUUUGCAGGGAUUUGAGCAUGUACUGGAAAUUAAGGUUUGCACAAUUAAAGUAGAUUAAAGUGCUCUGCUGCAACAAAUCCACUUAAGAAAGGACUGGUUGUGAUUAACAGAGCGAUGGGGCAAUGCACUGAAAAAAGUGUGAGAUGAAUUGGUGAUCAAUGGGAAGAUGUAUCCACACCCUGCAAGCAAACCAGGAUGAAUGCUUGUUGUUGUACAGCUUCUCUGCAAUCAAAGCAGAACAAAUAAAGGCUGGAUGUGGUCAAA
Podarcis raffonei (Aeolian wall lizard) is the source of this 2149-nucleotide messenger RNA. RefSeq names its product syndecan binding protein 2 (gene SDCBP2). Gene Ontology annotation, cellular component: cytoplasm; plasma membrane. NCBI's taxonomy places the organism in Eukaryota, Metazoa, Chordata, Lepidosauria, Squamata, Lacertidae. The record is from RefSeq and is a predicted model, not a curated record. The transcript has 9 exons. Bases 376 to 1317 code for a protein of 313 amino acids. Gene Ontology annotation, molecular function: protein binding.